AUGGCUAACCUAAAUCCCCCGGCGUACGGGGGAGGUAUCACUGGUUUGGUUGGUAUGCCAAAUAACUCUAGAGUUUUAGCCCCGAUGCACCACUUGGCAAUGGGACAGACACCACCACCUUCACUUAACCCUGCUAUGACAACUUUUGGUCUUGGGUUUCCAACUAUGGUCGCUGCAAACCAUAUGAAUAACCAAAGACAAAUGCAAAUGUCAAUGAGUCAAACUCCCUCACCUCCGAUCCCUCGGAACUCUGUCUACCUUCAGAGGCCAAAUGGAAUCAAUGGAAGAGGCAUUCUAAGAGUGCUUUUGUUUAGUGAAUAUUUAAAUUGCGAAAAUGCACAAAAAAACAAGGACAUAAGUCAUUGGAAAUUAAUGGUAUCAAAUUUCUUUUCAGAGGAUGGAGUAAUUAUAUAUGGGUUAUGGGAUCGUUUAUCUGGAGCAAAUAGAGUUUUCGAAAUACCAAAUCCUGUAAUUUCAAGAUUCUUCCAAGUGAAUUAUGAAUCAGGAGUCACUUCAAUACAAUUAACAUUGAAUAACCUAAAAGAAAGCCUGGGUCCUCCCAUUAAUAGUUACGCAACUAAUAUUACAGUUGAUGCAAAAGCAUCAAUGAUAUAUAAUUAUGAAGAUGGAUCAAGGGUUGUAGCUUCAGGAAAACUAAAGGUUAGACUAAGUAGUAAUUUAAGCAAUAGUUUAAGCAUAGACUGUUUUGAAUUUAUUACAGAAAAGCACAUGGAAUUUGUGCCUCGACAUCAACCUACUUCCCCUGAUAGUCCUAUUAGUUCACUUGCAUUACACGAAUUAAUAGAAAAGUGUAUAUCUUCAAAUAAAGGUCCGCGUCAAACAUUGUAUGCCUUAACAAAUCCUGAACAGCAAUCGCAGACAAUUAUAAAUCCACCGAAUCACACCCCUCCAACACCAGGUCCAUCACCACCUGAACCUACUGCCAAAACGCCAAAAGAAAAAAACGACAAUACAAAUACAGAAAAUAUACAACAACAAUCUAAUAAUACUGAUGUACCAACACCAUCGCCAUCAACAUCAAAUACUAAUAUAAAAACCGAUUCACCAACAUCAAAGUCUGUUAAGUCUCCUUUACUUAACAAUAAAAGGCCAGGUGAAACUACACCUAAACCAAAGAAAAAACGAACAUUACAAAGAAAAAAUAGUCGGCAGGAACCAGGUUUAUGA
Funneliformis caledonium is the source of this 1188-nucleotide messenger RNA. The record is from the annotation of a GenBank genome assembly. Lineage: Eukaryota; Fungi; Glomeromycota; Glomeromycetes; Glomerales; Glomeraceae.